Molecule: messenger RNA, 1657 nt
Organism: Phragmites australis (common reed)
Lineage: Eukaryota; Viridiplantae; Streptophyta; Magnoliopsida; Poales; Poaceae
Product: magnesium transporter MRS2-C
Exons: 5
Coding region: 111-1418 (435 amino acids)
Biological process (GO): magnesium ion transport; transmembrane transport
Cellular component (GO): membrane
Molecular function (GO): magnesium ion transmembrane transporter activity
Source: RefSeq, a predicted model, not a curated record
AUACUCUCCAGUCUUCUCUCUCAUCCCAGCCACCGGCGUUCGGGGAGAUCCCUUCCCAGUUCCCUCCACAUGCUCCAUUAAUACACGUCACUGCCACCCCGGCCCCCGCCAUGGACCACGACCACCUCAAGGAUCGCCUCCUCCUCCCGUCCUCCCGCGCCGCGGCGGCGGCGAACGGUCCCCACCGCCGCCGCGUCACGCCCGCGGCCGGCUCCCGCGGAGGCGGAGGCGGAGGUGCGGGGGGCGGCGGUGUGGCCAUCGACGUCAACGGCCUGAAGCGGCGCGGCGGCGGGCGGCGCUCGUGGGUGCGCGUGGACGCGGCGACGGGCGCCUCGCAGUCGGUCGAGGUGGCCAAGCCAGCGCUGAUGCGGAGGCUGGACCUCCCCGCGCGCGACCUCCGCCUCCUCGACCCGCUCUUCGUGUACCCCUCCGCCAUCCUGGGGCGCGAGCGCGCCGUAGUCUGCAACCUCGAGCGGAUACGGUGCAUCAUCACCGCUGACGAGGCGCUCAUCCUGCGCGACCCCGACGCCGCGGAGGGUGCCACGGCGGAGGCCGUGCGGAGGUACGUCGACGACCUGCAGCGCCGCCUCGUGGACCGCGCCGACGACCUGCCGUUCGAGUUCAUCGCUCUGGAGGUCGCGCUCGAGGCCGCCUGCUCCUUUCUUGACUCGCAGGCUGUCGAAUUAGAGGCUGAAGCUUAUCCAUUACUAGAUGAGUUGACAACCAAAAUCAGUACCCUCAACUUGGAACGUGUCCGGCGACUAAAGAGCAAGCUGGUUGCAUUGACAAGGAGAGUCCAGAAGGUCAGAGAUGAGAUAGAGCAGCUGAUGGACGACGACGGUGAUAUGGCUGAAAUGUAUCUCACAGAGAAGAAGAGGAGGAUGGAAGCAUCACUGUUAGAUGAUGAGGACCUUCAGGGCAUUGGCAAUAAUCGGUUUGGUUCAUCUCUCUCUGCUCCAGUUUCCCCAGUUUCGUCACCCCCUGCAUCUCGGAUGCUUGAGAAGGAAUUAAGUUUUGCCAGAAGCAGGCAUGACAGCUUCAAGAGCUCAAAUAGCAGUCAGUACAACAUAGAAGAACUGGAAAUGUUGUUGGAGGCUUACUUUGUGGUCAUCGACUACACCCUCAGCAAAUUAACUUCGCUGAAGGAGUAUAUUGAUGAUACAGAGGAUUUCAUCAACAUCCAACUGGAUAACGUCCGAAACCAACUGAUCCAGUUUGAGCUGCUCCUGACCACCGCUACAUUUGUGGUGGCCAUCUUCGGAGUUGUCUCAGGAGUUUUUGGCAUGAACUUUGUGGUCCCUUUGUUCUCGGCGCCACACGCGUUCGAGUGGACCCUCGCCAUAACAGGUGUAUGCGGCGUCGUCAUAUUCUGCUGCUUCCUGUGGUACUUCAAGAAGAGAAGGUUUUUCCCCUUGUAGAUGGAGCUCAGGCCAGAUGUUUUUUCUGUUGUCCUUCCCUUCCAGUUGUCGAUUGCUCUGUGCAGAAAGCGGCAGUGGGAAUUGGUGAGCUCAGGCCAGGUGUUUUUCUGUUAUCUUCUCCUUCCAGUUGUCGAUUGCUCUGUGCAGAAAGCAGCAUUGGAAAUCAGUUACGGCAAUUGUACAUAUUUCUGUUUUUAGUACACACAUUUGUUAUGUGAAAAGUACACACAUAUUUCUCC